This is a messenger RNA of Aedes aegypti (yellow fever mosquito), 4168 nucleotides long. It is a transcript of the gene BuGZ, whose product is annotated as BUB3-interacting and GLEBS motif-containing protein ZNF207. Gene Ontology annotation, cellular component: nucleus. The record is from RefSeq and is a predicted model, not a curated record. The transcript has 7 exons. NCBI's taxonomy places the organism in Eukaryota, Metazoa, Arthropoda, Insecta, Diptera, Culicidae. Gene Ontology annotation, molecular function: DNA binding. The coding region runs from base 323 to 1711 and encodes 462 amino acids.
UCUGAUUUGCAACCCAAUCGCAGUCAACUUCACUUUGUCCUCCGACUCGUCAAAAAUUUCGUCUCCGUCUCCAUUUUUCUUCGUGCUUGAUCGUGAGGUGAAAAUUCUACGCUGUAAUAUUUUCGGAUUUUUCGCGGAAAAGUUGACGUGUUUCCAUAAAAUUAUUGUGUUAAAGUGAAAUCGGUGCUGUGAUAAUCAAAAGUUGCUAGUGGAAGUAAAGGUUCGAUUGGGCCUUGAAUGAGAAAAAGAGCUUAGAAUAUUCGGCCUUGUUCAUUAGCACCUAAGCAGCGAAAAGCAAGAGCAGAGAAAAAAAAAUCCAAUAAUGGGUCGCAAAAAGAAGAAGGCAUCGAAGCCCUGGUGCUGGUACUGCAAUCGUGAAUUCGAUGACGAGAAGAUUCUGGUGCAGCAUCAAAAGGCCAAGCACUUCAAGUGUCACAUCUGCCACAAGAAACUCUACACCGGUCCCGGGCUGUCCAUCCACUGUAUGCAGGUGCACAAGGAAUCGAUCGAUAAGGUGCCAAACUCGCUGCCGAAUCGGUCCAACAUUUCGAUCGAGAUCUACGGCAUGGAGGGAAUUCCGCCGGAGGACAUCCGGGAGCACGAGAAGCAGAAGAAUGGUGGUGGCGGUGGCACCCGGUCCGACUCGGAGGAGGACGAGCCCGUGCACAAGAAACCGAAACAGGAAGCACCUGUUUCUCAGGGCAUGGUCAUGCCUAAUAUGAUCACACCUCAUCUGCAGCCGUACGGAAUGAAUCCGAUGAUGGCAACGAUGGGUCACAUGCCCUACAUGGUUCCCCCAGGAAUGCAGAUGAUGCCCCAGAUGAUGGGAGGUCACCCGAGGCCACUGUUCCCGGCAGCCGCCUCGUCAACUACAAUCUCCGCCAAUCCCGCUAUCAACAAGGCAACUUUCCCUGCCUACAGUAGUGCGACGAUCAGUGCCCCGCCUACAACCAAUUCGGCCAACGCGGCAAAUGCAGCAGCUACGGGCGAUGCGGCCAAAUCUUCGACUGUGAUACCCGCCACCGGUACAACUUCCAAAAUAGUUCACCCCCCUGAGGAUCUAAGCUUAGAGGAAAUUCGAGCCCGGAAGCCUCAGUACCAGAAAAAGAUAAGUCUGGCAACGCAACAGCUGCUGCAGCAGAAACAGCAGGAGAAACAUGCGGCAGCGGCCGUAGCGGCGGCCACGGCAGCCGCUCAACAGCAGCAACAACAGGUCCAAGCCCAUCUCAAAGCGCUCUCUUCGGCGGCGGCGGCCAGUGGGACCAACACCAUCGUGACCAGCCACCCUGGCAAAGAUAGCCGGCUAAUGUCGCCCCAUGAGCAAGCAGCCGUGAUAGCGCACGCCCAGGCUGCAGCGGCCAACCAUCAAAAGCACAUUGACGACCUUAAUCGAGCCGCCAUGAUCCAACGGUUACAAGCAGCAAAUGCAGCAGCCGCUUCGGCUGCGGCAGCUCGACCCGGAAUGCCAAUUGGAAUGGUACCAAUGUCGUUAAACGGUCCCAUGCAGCUCGUAAAUCCGAUGAUGCGACAGGGGCUGGCAAUUGGCCAUCCAGGGGCGGCUUUAAUUGGCGGUAAUAUGCUCCGCCCUGGUCAUCCACAGAUGGGGAUUGGUCCAGGUGGCCUCAUCACGCAGAUCCCGGGGGUGCCCGGUAUGGGGAUGAUGUUUCCGGGGCCGCCGAUGUUGCCGAUGCUGCCUCCCCGUUUCCGGUGAUCAGUUCAGGGACCAGUGGUGCUGCAGACCGCUGCCGGGCCUCUGUUGAACCUUGGCCUGCCGAUUGUGUUCCCUUGAGCGGAUGAUAGAUAGGGAAGACCACCAGCGGAUUGUGGUAGGCCACAAGAGCGAUAGCAGCAAACCACGCAAAUGGAAGGGAGCGAAAGGACAUCCGGCUCCGGCAGGAUCUUCAGCGACUCUACAUAGCAAGCAAGUGGCAAUUUUUCUUCUAUGAUGUUUUAUAUAAUCCUAAUCACCUAGUGGGUAGUUACUAAGAUAGUAAGGCCUUACACAGUUUUUUCAAAGCGUGGGUUGUUACGAGAUUCGGAAGAUUCUCUCUUUGCUUUCAUUUCUGCAGUUCAGGUAGAGAUAAUCGUGUAACAGUGUAUUACGAUAUCAAGAUAUUAGUGGACUAUAGUAAUUUAAACGUGUCAGGAUAUUCCUUAUGUAUAAUUAUUGCAGCUUGAAGCUGUAGGCUUGUUGGUAGUGCCAUUCGUGCUACCAUCGCUGUAAUCGAUGUCAGAAUGUGUAUCAUUAAUAUAGAAUCAUAAACUAAUUCAUCUUCGUUGGACGUUGGUGCUUCUUCUAGAAAUGGUACUGCCAAAUUAAAAGUUUACUGUACCCGAGAUAUUGAGCGUUGUCUUUCAACAUCGGACAUUUUACGGUCAGAUACAACCAGUGAGGAACACUGUACUUUGUCUAGAAGAAGCCUUCCUAGCGAAGCUCGCCGUUUUCCUGGCAAACAAUACGACACCCAGUAGCUCUGUUAUACCAAUGAUUAAAUAGCACCCUCGAGUCGUAAUAAUCCUUAAUAGUAGUGUACGUAUAUGUAUAUUCGACAGGUUCACUCCCACACGUAUCUCCGAGAUAUUUAAACCCACGAAACUGAGCGCAAACAGAUAAGCAAUGCUUUCGACUACUAUUUUCCACUAGCGCCUACCGGUUAAAAAGAAACACUGCUAAAACAUGAUGGCCUUCCUCUGCGUAAGUCACAAAAGGGGUAUGUCAUUCUACUAUUUUUUACUAGUAUUUACCAAACUUAAUCAACAUCAAGUUCUUUUCCUACACAUGAGAAAAGUUAAAAAGAAUCGUUGUGAAGGUUACUAGGUCGUUUGCAGGGAGCAUUUAGAAUAAAUUUUCAAAUGUAACAAUUUUCGAACAGGAAUUUUCAUGACAAAUAUGUUAGUUUUCAAAUUCAAAAUAGGAAGGUAAAAUUUGCUCAAUAGAACAACAUUAGAGGCACACAUAAGUAUAUGCUCUUCAUUAGUUUUCUUUUCCAUAGACAUUCAAUACCUAGUAAUCGUUCAGAUACCACGAAGAUCAGCUAUUCUUGCACCUUAUUUUGAGAAGCAUGCAUUGAAAAACUAUCGAUAUUCAGAGCAGAACAUAGGAUUUAUCCCAGUUAAAUUGAAAAAAAAAAAAAACAAUACUAACCUUUUUUGCCAUAGACAUAAGACACGUUUUCAAAUCGAUUCCGCGAUUCCCAUAAAAAAAUCAACAAAUAACCAAUAUUUACUCUGUAUGUUUCGUUCGAACAGAAUUUACGUUUUCCUUAGAAUUACCGAGUAGCGAAAGACCCCUCUGCUUUGCGGCAACGUGAGAGUAAAACAAAUUUGAAAACAAAAAAACAGUAGGUACACACAUGCCUGUAAAGACUCACUCGGCGCAAGGUAAGGGGUUCUCCAUUUUAUCCAUUUAUUACAUAUUACGCCUAACCAGAAUCUAUAUACACUAUUAAAAUACAUCGCGAGGAUGGCCCAUUUCAAUGCCCGUUUCUUGUGUGGUUCGGUUCUUGUCCUGUCCUAUAUCCAUGCAGGGAGGAGGACAGCUGAGGGGCGCGUUGCUUUGUUUGUCAGCUAGUAUUGAUCUGAUUUUUUUUUCUGCGGAAGUAUCGCACGUCAUUCAAUGGGAAGUUUGACCAAUCUAGUUAAAAAAAAACUAUCACAUAACUUUCUAUGUUGUGAAUAUAAAUACAUUAUAAACAUGAGGGACCCAACUAGUCGUAAAAUCUGAGAAUCAGACUCUGUCCCAGUUGGAAGUUAACGUUAUAAGAAAGAAGAAGUAGAAUAUUUACAUGCGAAAGCUUUAAACAUAGCUGGUUAUGAAAAACCUUAAUUCGUAAGUUUCAUGAGAAACCUCAGUUCUUAAAGUUACCUAUCACUUUAUUUAUACUCAAUAAAUCAUGUUUUCUGACAAAUUGGUCUAAUUACCCAUUGUACGUCGGUAAGGGUGGUAACACUGACGGAAUAAGCUAUUUUUAAGAAACGGCAGCGUUUUUGGUACUACUACAUGUUAUCUUCACGUAUCCUGUCAAAAUUUCAUUCAUAAUAUGAUGGAUAAGCUGUUCCGAAAUUUCUCGUUAAAUGGCUUAUUCCUAUUGUUUGGCAGCACUGUCGACGAGGGAAAAGUGUUAUCAUUUUAAAGAAUUAAACCUCGUUUUUGGUAAACAACUGUAAU